This is a messenger RNA of Zootermopsis nevadensis, 988 nucleotides long. RefSeq names its product proteasome alpha2 subunit (gene Prosalpha2). Lineage: Eukaryota; Metazoa; Arthropoda; Insecta; Blattodea; Termopsidae. Gene Ontology annotation, cellular component: proteasome core complex, alpha-subunit complex; proteasome core complex. Gene Ontology annotation, biological process: ubiquitin-dependent protein catabolic process. The record is from RefSeq and is a predicted model, not a curated record.
CUUACAACUCUGCGUAGAUGACUCUACUAGCAGCUUAAUUGAUGGUGCUAUCUAUCGGGAGUAAGACAGUGAGUUGAAGUUUUGAAGUUCCAAAUCCUGAACUCUGCUUUGUAAUCAUGGCAACAGAACGGUAUAGUUUUUCAUUAACAACAUUCAGUCCUUCGGGGAAGUUGGUACAGAUUGAAUAUGCUUUGGCAGCAGUUGCAGCUGGAGCUCCAUCUGUUGGAAUCAAAGCCUCAAAUGGAGUUGUGCUUGCUACAGAGAACAAACACAAGUCGAUUCUCUACGAAGAACACAGUGUUCACAAGGUUGAGAUGGUUACAAAUCACAUAGGAAUGAUAUACAGCGGUAUGGGGCCAGAUUAUCGUCUUCUAGUGAAGAGGGCGAGAAAAAUGGCACAGCAGUACUACUUAGUUUAUGAGGAGCCUAUCCCAACAGCACAGUUGGUGCAGCGUGUUGCCAUGGUGAUGCAGGAAUACACCCAGUCUGGUGGCGUGAGGCCAUUCGGAGUGUCCUUACUGAUAUGUGGUUGGGAUGAGGGAAGGCCGUACCUGUAUCAGUGUGAUCCGUCUGGAGCAUACUUCGCGUGGAAAGCAACGGCCAUGGGAAAGAACUUUGUCAAUGGCAAGACAUUUCUUGAAAAAAGGUACAGCGAAGAUUUAGAACUGGAUGAUGCCGUUCACACUGCAAUUCUGACUUUGAAAGAAGGAUUUGAAGGCCAGAUGACGGCAGAUAAUAUUGAGGUGGGAAUCUGCGAUGCUCAAGGUUUCAGGAGACUUGAUCCAUCCAAUGUAAAAGAUUACCUUGCUAAUAUCCCAUAAUUCUUUGGCCGUAGGUACGUCUCACAUCAAAAACCAAUUUUAUAAUCAGUUCAAUGGUGGAGUUAUUAAGUAUUACGACUUGCAUAAAAUAUUGUAUGCGGUGUUAAAAAAUAUAAUUGAUUGAUUGUCAGUAAUUCUGAUACAAUGAAUAAAUUUGUUUGUACUUU